ACGUUCUUUUAUGGAGUAUAAAUAACUGCAUCUAUCUGAAAGCACACAACACAGUAAACAAAGUGAGUUGUGCAGCACUCCUCACUUGGUUUGUUUGUAGUGUGCAUGUAAGCUCCGGCCCUCCGGGACAUAUUCCUUGUGCAUUUCCAAGCUAUGUCUGGAGUGGAGGUGAGGGUUCCAAAUUUGGAUUGUGAAGGAUGUGCGACUAAGCUAAGAAAAGCUCUGCUCAAACUCAAAGGUGUGGAAGAUGUAGACAUUGAUAUGGAGGCUCAGAAAGUCACAGUCCGAGGCUACGCUCUGGAAGAAAAAAAGGUGCUUAAAGCGAUCAAACGCACUGGCAAAGCAGCGGAGCCAUGGCCAUAUCCAAGAGGCUACACACAUUUUGCAUCAUUUUACAAGUACCCAACUCAUGUCGCCAACCAUUACUAUGACACAUCAAGAAAUGUUGCCCCGGGUGGAGUACAUUCCUUCUUUCAGACCCCUUCGGUUUAUAAUGUGGCUGUGGCUUCUGAUGAAGCUGUUGCUUCCCUGUUUAGCGACGAGAAUCCUCAUGCUUGCACCGUUAUGUGAUUAUAUUUGCGGACCAAUUUUCACUCAUGGCUUCGGAUGUAUUCUCAGAUAUGACGAAUGCAUUGUAAUCUUCAUUGUUUUGUGUUAAUGAGCUACUUAUUUUCUAUAA
Daucus carota subsp. sativus is the source of this 679-nucleotide messenger RNA. RefSeq names its product heavy metal-associated isoprenylated plant protein 31. Bases 154 to 570 code for a protein of 138 amino acids. Gene Ontology annotation, molecular function: metal ion binding. The record is from RefSeq and is a predicted model, not a curated record. NCBI's taxonomy places the organism in Eukaryota, Viridiplantae, Streptophyta, Magnoliopsida, Apiales, Apiaceae. The transcript has 3 exons.